AUGUCAAGGCUAGAGAAAUUGAAAGAGAAGAGGAGAGAGGGGCAAAAACCCCAACAAGAGAGAAAGAGUGUCAAGACAACACCAAGUGAGCCACGCUCGCAUAUGGACUAUACUAUUGAGGAAACUGAAAACUGGCACAAGAAACAGCGAGUUGAUGGUUCUGAGAAUGUGGAUAAACUAGCUGAGCUGACUUAUUACAAGGAUAUUCUGGCGAUAAAGGUCGACUUACAAGCGUAUAGGGAAGGCAAAGCUGCCGACCCCACUGAACUAACCACGAUCCUUGCUGCCAACACUGAGCGAAAAACGAAACGUAAACGCCACGCCAAAGAUGCUGAUGCUGAUAGCUAUAUCAAUGAGAAGAAUAAACAGUUUAAUAUGAAGUUAAAUAGACAAAAAUAG
This is a messenger RNA of Candida albicans SC5314, 399 nucleotides long. RefSeq lists its product as uncharacterized. The record is from RefSeq and is a predicted model, not a curated record. The transcript has a single exon. Lineage: Eukaryota; Fungi; Ascomycota; Pichiomycetes; Serinales; Debaryomycetaceae. Bases 1 to 399 code for a protein of 132 amino acids.